Molecule: messenger RNA, 2447 nt
Organism: Drosophila ficusphila
Lineage: Eukaryota; Metazoa; Arthropoda; Insecta; Diptera; Drosophilidae
Product: proton-coupled amino acid transporter-like protein CG1139
Exons: 5
Coding region: 484-1881 (465 amino acids)
Biological process (GO): amino acid transmembrane transport
Cellular component (GO): vacuolar membrane
Molecular function (GO): amino acid transmembrane transporter activity
Source: RefSeq, a predicted model, not a curated record
AGCAUUGAGUCUGGUUUGAGUUCUUGCCGCGAGCAGUUCUGUUUUUCGUGGUACUCCAGCGUUACUUUACAGCCAUAUCACAUCCACAGGUGAUCAUCGUUUGGCGAAUAUUUAUAUAAUACGCAUCGCCUAUCAGAUUAUCGGAUCAAUUUAUGCUGCAAAGUCUGAGCAAAGCCAAAGUGCCGAAAUAAUAAUAAAUCAUAAAACAAUAUGCACAACUCCCGCACUCCGAGCGAAUUGUGAAUAAUAAUUAACAAUUAAGUGUGGUGGCCUUGACAAGUUGAUUAUUUCCAACUUCCCGGUUAAUAAAAGUGUUUUCUUACCCUCGGCAGUGCGAAUUACUAGCUUUUAUUUCGAGUGUGUGCAACAACAAUUACUGGAUAUACAAAUUAGUUUGAAAUCUCGUAAAUUGCAAUUGGGAAACUUGUUUUUGGUUAUCAGCAAACGCGCAGCGAUCAAAAGGAGAUCGAAGCAGCCGGCGGAAUGGGAAGGACACUGGAAAUAACCGGGGGCAAGAACCUGGAGACGCACCUCGAGAAGAAUUCGAAUUCGAAUAGCCGGAAGCCGGAGAAGAAUGCGGAGAAGGGAGGAUCGGGCGAUCCCGAGAACGGUGAUCCGGUGCGCAGGCGUGGCCACGAAACCAGCGAACUGGAGGCGGCCAUCCACCUGUUCAAGGGAAGCGUCGGCGCAGGACUCUUCGCCAUGGGCGAUUGCUUCAAAAACGGCGGACUCCUCGGCGCCACCAUACUCCUGCCCAUCAUCGCCGUGAUGUGCGUCCACUGCGAACGGAUGCUCAUUCGGGGUUCCAUUCUCGCCGUGGAACGGACGCCGGGCGUCGACUUCCUCGACUAUCCGGAAACCGUGGAGAAGAGUUUUGAGCACGGACCACGCCCACUGCGGAAAAUGUCGCGGUUCAUGAAGCUCGUCGUCGAGAUGUUCCUCUGCGUGACGCAGUUCGGAUUCUGUGCCAUCUACUUCGUUUUCAUCACGGACAACCUUCAUCAGGUCCUGCAGCAGAAUGGCAUUGAUAUUAGCGAGAGCAUGACGAUGCUGAUCACCCUGCUGCCGGCGAUGAUUCCCUCGCUCAUGACCAACCUGAAGUACAUCUCGCCGGUGUCCCUGCUCGCCAAUGUGGCUCUACUUUUCGGCCUGAUCGCCACUUUGACCAUCGCCUUCUCGGACGGACCGAUGCCAUCCAUCGGGGAGAGGCACCUCUUCACGGGCGGCUCCCAAUUGGCCCUCUUCUUCGGCACCGCUCUGUUCUCCUACGAGGGCAUCGCCCUCAUCCUUCCGCUGAGGAACUCCAUGCGCCGCCCGGAGAACUUUAGCACCCGGUUCGGAGUGCUCAACUCCACCAUGUUCCUCACCACCUGCCUGUUCAUCUUCACCGGCGUCGUUGGCUACAUGCGGUGGGGCGAGGAAGUCGCCGGGAGCAUAACACUCAAUCUGGUGGUCGAAGAAGUAUUUUCGCAGGUGGUGAAAGUGAUUGCAGCCGUGGGAGUUUUUCUAGGCUAUCCCAUCCAGUUUUUUGUGAUGAUAAAGAUCCUCUGGCCGCCACUGAAGCGCUCCAACGACUGCGCCCAAAAGUAUCCUAUAACCAUGCAGGUGUGCCUGCGUUUUAUCAUGGUGAUGAUGACAUUUGGCGUUGCGCUGGUCGUUCCCAAGCUGAAUCUGUUCAUCUCGCUGAUCGGCGCACUGUGCUCCACCUGUUUGGCCUUCGUGAUUCCGGUGCUGAUUGAUUUUGUGACGAGGGCGCAGGUGCCAAAGGGCCUGGGGGCGUGGUCGUACAUCAAAAACAUCCUCAUCCUGUCGGUGGCCGUGCUGGGGAUCGUCACUGGCACCUAUCAGAGCAUCGUGGAAAUUGUUAAGGAGUUCAAAUAGACUUAUAUAUCGCCUAGCAACGUAUUUUUUUGUUUGUAAAUAAUGCUGUCAUUCCUGUUAAAACUGUAUGUGAAUGCGUGUGUUGCUCUACUGCUCUAUUGUAAGCUAUAUUAUUAUACAGUCUAUUUUUUGCGAUUUUUUUUUUUUGUUGAUAGUCUUAAGUUGUGCAUUUGUUUGUAAGUAUAAACACGAUUAUUGGCAUUCCAAAAACAAACAAUUGAUCUGCAACAAAAAACGAUUUUAAUAAAUGAUAACCAUUCUGGCUUUGAUUAUUUCUCAGCCUUCGCUUGAAAUCAGUAUGUACAAAUAAUGCAAUUUUUUAUUACCGCUUUUAUGAAUAUAGUGAGACUUACCUAACGUACUAGCCAUUAAGUUUGCCUAAAAUGUGAAUAUACGGAUUCAUAAACUACAAAUCCACUGUAUACUUUUGUCAAAAACUAUGAAAAUACAAUUACGUUAGUUUUAGUUUUAGUGUCCCUUAGAACUUAUUGUUGAUAGUUUUCGCGAAAAUGUUAUCAAAAUGCUAUUAUAAAGUGUAUUUAAAUAAAUGUUUCUGUAACGCCUAA